AUGCCCACCAAAUCACCCUUCCAAUCCGACUUCCCCUCCGCCCUCACCCUCACCAUCACCCACCCACCUAGCCCUGCCCAGACCCCAGCACCAAACAUCCUACUCCUCCUCCACGGCCUCGGCGACACCGCCGCGGGAUUCACAUCCUUCGCGCGCGCGCUCCACCUCCCCGAGACAACGAUCGUCACCGUGCAAGCGCCCGCCCCGCUCCCUUUUGACCUGGGCGGCUUCCACUGGGGCGACGAUGUCUCCUUCGACUCGUCGACGGGAGCGCUAGACAUGGACGCCGGGUUCACACGCGCCACGGCAUUGCUAGUUAAUGAUGUCGUGCGUGACACAUUGAUGGGUAAAUGCGGCUACCGGCCAAGGGAGAUCAUGGUGCUUGGGCUCGGGCAGGGCGGGAUGGUUGGGUUAUCGCUGGCGCGGGCACUGGGGAAAAUAGAACGGGAAGAAAUGGGCGGGGUGGUCUCCAUUGGGGCACCAUUUGCGCUGUCUGAACAGUCGGGCGGUGCGAAGAAUCGGACGCCUGUGUUGCUCGUUGCGGGACGGGAUUCACUGGUUGUUUCGGAUUCGGCGGUGCGCAGAACGAAAGAGGUAUUUGAGUUUGUUGAGUUGAGUCGGUAUGCGAGGAAGGGCGAUGGCAUGCCUUCGAAUCGUGAUGAGAUGCUGCCCGUCAUGCAAUUCUUUGCGCGCAGGCUGCGCAGUCGGCAGGGUGUGCCGGAGGGCAGUGUGGAGAUCGGUUGA
This is a messenger RNA of Penicillium lagena, 744 nucleotides long. RefSeq names its product alpha/beta hydrolase. The transcript has a single exon. Bases 1 to 744 code for a protein of 247 amino acids. The record is from RefSeq and is a predicted model, not a curated record. Gene Ontology annotation, cellular component: cytoplasm. Gene Ontology annotation, biological process: protein depalmitoylation. Gene Ontology annotation, molecular function: carboxylic ester hydrolase activity; palmitoyl-(protein) hydrolase activity. Lineage: Eukaryota; Fungi; Ascomycota; Eurotiomycetes; Eurotiales; Aspergillaceae.